Macadamia integrifolia is the source of this 2590-nucleotide messenger RNA. Its product is annotated as ent-copalyl diphosphate synthase 1-like. Gene Ontology annotation, molecular function: terpene synthase activity; magnesium ion binding. The transcript is spliced from 4 exons. The record is from RefSeq and is a predicted model, not a curated record. Gene Ontology annotation, biological process: gibberellin biosynthetic process. Lineage: Eukaryota; Viridiplantae; Streptophyta; Magnoliopsida; Proteales; Proteaceae. Gene Ontology annotation, cellular component: chloroplast. Bases 59 to 2530 code for a protein of 823 amino acids.
UUCCCCUUCGUCUUUUCACCGUAUACACUUAAUUAGUAGUACACUGCCACCGGGAAAAAUGUCGUCUGCUGCCUUCUCCCUAUGCUUUACUCCGGCAACUUUCACCUUCAAGCUUCCAGCUAUACGACCCCCAUUCUCCCGUACUUGCUCUAUUGCGACCAGAAAUAAACUGGGACGAGGUAGACGAGCUAACUUCGGCCUUCUGCUUCGCUCGAGAAGCAAUAAUGUUGUCAUAUGUAAUAGUCUCACUCAAGACACCCUCCAAGGUGGUGGUGGUGGUAACAGAGAGGCAGCAGCUUUUGAGGUUUGCGUCACAGAUCAGAUGAAGGAGAAGAUAAAAUCCAUUAGAUCGAUGUUGGGAUCUACGGAGGAUGGUGAGAAUGAUAUAAGCAUAUCAGCCUACGAUACUGCGUGGGUUGCUAUGGUGGAAGAUAUUAAUGGAAGUGGUGUUCCUCAGUUCCCUUCUUGCCUUCAAUGGGUUGUGAAUAAUCAACUCCCGGAUGGAUCUUGGGGCGAUCGUUUUAUUUUCUCUGCUUAUGACCGGAUUCUAAGCACUUUAGCUUGUGUCAUCGCUUUAAAUUCAUGGAAUGUUUGUCCGGAAUUACGUGAAAAGGGGAUGGUGUUCAUUAGGGAAAACAUGUCCAAGAUCGAAAGCGAAAAUGAAGAGCACAUGCUUUCAGGCUUUGAGGUUGCAUUCCCUUCUCUUAUGGAAAUGGCUCGAAAGCAAGAUCUCCAAGUUCCUACAGAUAGUCCAUUCCUGCAAGAGAUAUAUGACAAAAGAAACCGUAAACUCUCAAACAUACCAAAGGAGAUGAUGCACACGGUGCCCACAGUUAUCCUCUUUUGCUUGGAAGGGAUGGGUGGCCAUGAUUUAGAUUGGGAAAAGCUUCUCAUGCUACAGUGCCAAGAUGGGUCGUUCUUGACUUCCACAGCGGCCACAGCCUUUGCACUCAUGGAGACUAAAGAUGAACGAUGCUUAGCACAUCUUAAGAGAACAGUUGAAAAAUUCAAUGGUGCAGUCCCUAAUUUCUUUCCGCUAGACUUGUACAAGCGUAAUUGGGGUGUGGAUCGCUUGGAACGCCUAGGCAUUUCUCAACACUUCCAAUCAGAAAUUAAAGAGUGCCUCGAUUAUCUCUAUAGGUAUUGGACCGAGGAAGGGAUGGGCUGGGCAAGAGGUUCCAGACUUUGCGAUAUCGACGAUACAGCCAUGGCAUUCAGACUUCUCAGGUUACAUGGAUACGAGGUUUCACCAGGUGCAUUUAGGCAUUUCCAGAAGAACGAAGGCGGCGAGUUCUUCGUAAGCUACGGACAGUUGAGCCAGUCCGUCACCGCAAUGUGUAACCUGUAUAGAGCGUCUGAGGUGUUGUUCCCCGGGGAGAAGAUCCUAGAAGAAACCAAGGCUUAUGCAUCCAAAUUCGUCAGAGAAAAACAAGCUUCGAAUCAGCUUGUGGACAAAUGGAUAAUAACUAAAGACUUACCCGGUGAGGUGGGAUACGCUCUGGACAUUCCAUGGUACGCCAGCCUACCCCGCAUAGAGGCAAGAUAUUACAUCGAACAUUAUGGAGGAUUCGAUGAUGUAUGGAUUGGGAAGACACUGUGCAGGUUGUAUUGGAUUAACAAUAAUGACUAUCUGAAGCUUGCCAAGUUGGAUUUCAACCAUUGUCAAGCUUUACAUCAGUUGGAGUGGACUACCAUUAUCCAGGAGUGGUAUGCGGAGUGCAAUAUUCUUGAGGAGCUUGGAGUGGCCAAAAGAGAGUUGCUUCAAGCCUAUUUUGUAGCAGCGGUAAGCAUAUUCGAACCCGAUAGGGCAAGCGAGAGGCUAGCAUGGGCGAGAGCUGCUGUGCUUGUGGAGGCAGUCUACUUGUUUAUGGAGGAGAUGGAUACAACGAGUAGUAGUAGUAUCAUGGACCAAAAGAAAGCACUACUUCUCAAUUACUUCAACCACAGCAGCAUUUGCCAUAGUACUGAUAUUGAUAUUGAUAUUGAUAUUGAUAUUGAUAUUGAUGAUCACAUGAGCACCCGGCCGAAGAAGCUUGCGGAAGCAAUCAUCAAAACCCUCAACCGUAUCGCACAGGACACUCUAGUGGCACACAGCAUAGACAUAGGACAUCACUUACGAUGCGCUUGGAGCAUUUGGCUGCAACAUGGAAGAGAAGGAGAAGGAGAACUCCUGGUUCAGAUGAUAAUCCUGUGUGCGGGACUUUCAGUCUCGGAAGAGAACUCGUCGUCCCAUCCACAUUACCAGCGUCUCAUUCACCUCACCAACGCAAUAUGUUGCCAACUUCGCCCGUUCCUAGAUCCUAAAGGCCUUGGUAAGAACAAUACCAUAAGCAAUACUGCUGGUAGCCCUCCAGUAGAACCCCUUAUGCAAGAGCUGGUUCAACUUGUUCUCCAGAGCUCCCAUGGCAUUGAUUCUGAGAUCAAGCGAGUGUUCCUCACCGUCGCCAAAAGCUUCUAUUAUGCUGCCCACUGCACCAGUGCCACAAUCGAUCAACAUAUAGCUAAAGUUCUAUUCGACAAGGUUGCUUGACAUUUUUUCAUAUGUAUUUAAUACCACAAAACUACUUUUACACAAAAAAAAAAAAAAAAA